Engraulis encrasicolus (European anchovy) is the source of this 6254-nucleotide messenger RNA. Its product is annotated as SWI/SNF-related matrix-associated actin-dependent regulator of chromatin subfamily E member 1-like. Gene Ontology annotation, biological process: negative regulation of DNA-templated transcription. The transcript is spliced from 12 exons. The record is from RefSeq and is a predicted model, not a curated record. The coding region runs from base 341 to 2173 and encodes 610 amino acids. Gene Ontology annotation, molecular function: nucleosomal DNA binding; nuclear receptor binding. NCBI's taxonomy places the organism in Eukaryota, Metazoa, Chordata, Actinopteri, Clupeiformes, Engraulidae. Gene Ontology annotation, cellular component: SWI/SNF complex.
CAAGUGUUCUGUAAGAGAAAAAAAAGAAUCCUUUGGCAACAUAACUGCGCUUACAUGUCAAGCGCGACGCAGUUGUCACGUACAGUAUGUCUGUGAUGGGGGACCAUGGGGUUCCUCUUUAAGACAUGUGCCUCUGACUAGUGUCUGGGCGCCUGCUGUCACCAUGCAGAAAUUAAAAAAAUAAUACACAUUCUAGAGACUUCCAUCUCUUUGCUGGAGCUUAAUUCGCGUCCUGAGCUGUGGUGCUUGUACCCGAUAAUUCAGCUCGCAGGGCUUGGAACAAAGGGAUUUUUGGGACACAGUGCCUGGAAUAGAGUGAUUGGUUCACCCAUCUGCCAAGAUGUCAAAGAGGCCCUCCUUUGCCCCUCCCCCUGCCCCAGCCCCCAUGGCGCAAACUCCCAACACACCCGGGUUUGUGGGGUACAACCCCUACAGCCACCUGGCCUACAACAACUACAGGCUGGGCGGGAACCCAGGCACCAACAGUCGGGUAACGACUAUACGAAAGGACAAACAUCAGCAGGAAGACAGCACAGGAACCCACUGUGUAUCAUAUAAUUCAUCUGGGAUUGCCAUCCCUAAACCACCCAAGCCGCCGGACAAGCCUCUCAUGCCUUACAUGAGAUAUAGUCGCAAGGUCUGGGACCAAGUAAAAGCCUCCAAUCCUGAUCUGAAGCUAUGGGAAAUUGGGAAGAUAAUCGGUGGCAUGUGGCGGGACCUCACUGAUGAGGAGAAACAGGAAUAUUUGAAUGACUACGAAGCAGAGAAGAUUGAGUACAAUGAGAGCAUGAAGGCCUACCACAACUCCCCGGCGUAUCUGGCCUACGUCAACGCCAAGAACCGAGCGGAGGCCGCCCUGGAGGAGGAGAGCCGGCAACGCCAGUCGCGCCUCGACAAGGGCGAGCCGUACCUCACCAUCCAGCCGGCCGAGGACCCCGAUGAUUACGACGACGGCUUUUCCAUGAAGCACUCGGCGGCGGCCCGCUUCCAGCGUAACCACCGGCUGAUCAGCGAGAUCCUGAGCGACAGCGUGGUGCCGGACGUGCGCUCCGUGGUCACCACCGCCCGCAUGCAGGUGCUGAAGAGGCAGGUGCAGUCGCUCAUGGUCCACCAGAGAAAACUGGAGGCUGAGCUCCUUCAGAUUGAGGAUCGUCACCAGCUGAAGAAGAGGAAAUUUCUGGAAGCAACCGAGGCAUUCACAAAUGAGCUCAAAAGGCUGUGCUGCAUGAAGGUCGAGGUAGACAUGGAGAAGAUCUCCACGGAGAUGGCGGCCGCGGAGGAGGCGUCCCGCAAGCGCCUUGCAGAGCGGGAGCGGGAGAGCUCCACCGGUGCUGGUGGUGCUGGUGGUGGUGGUGGUGGCGGCUGCAGCAGCAGCACCGAAGAGGGCUCCGAGCCUUCGGCCAGCCCGGCCUCCUCCAGCAAUGACAACACCACCACCACCACCACCAAGGCCCCCGCCCUGGCACCCGCUACCAAGCCCCAGCAGUGCCCUGCACACACCAGCAGCACCACCAGCAGCAGCAGCACUAAGGCACACCCACCACCGCAGCCCCAUGCGGAUGGUGCCAGCAGCAGCAAGAAAAAGAAGAAGAUGGAGAAGGAGAAGGAGAAGAAGGAGGAGGUGGUGGUGGGGAAGGAGAAAGAGGAGGUGGAGAGGGAGGAGGAGGAGGAGGAGGAGAAGGAGGCUCCUGUCAAAGAGGCCAAGCCCACAGACACUGGUGCAGUGGAAAAAUCCCAGAAGAGCCCAGAGGAGCCUGCAGCAGCAGCAGCAGCAGCAGGAGUGGCGGCAGCAACAGCAACAGCAACAGAGGCGGCAGCAACAACGGAAGGGGCGGGGGCAGGGGCAGCUGCCACACCAGCCCCCCCAGCAGCAGCAGCUGCAGCAGCAGCAUCAGCAACAGCAGCAGCAGCAGCAGCAGCAGCAGCAACAGCAGCAUCCUCCAGCAGCGAGGAGCGGGCUCCAGAGGACAAGGAGAGCAGCAACGUGGCCGAGGCAGCCAUGGAGGAGUGCACCAGCGACAGCAACACGGGCUCCGAGACCCCCUGCACCCCCACAGAGGAGUCCACCCCACAGCAGCAGCAGCAGCCCCCCGAAACGCCCUUCGAGGGUGGGUCCUCCUCCUCUUCCACCUCCACCUCCACCUCGGCGGGGGGGCGUGGCCAAAGAGAGUAGAGUAGAGUAAGAUGAUUCAAGCAACGUGCAUUUCCUGCAUCCACGUCAUGUCAUGUGAACGCACCUUUAGGACACCUGCGGUUAGGAGACCUUUUGGAGGCUUUAGGUUGAGAAUAAAUGGCCCUGUAGAUGGCGGUAGCGCACAUCUUAUGCAAACCGUCACCAAAUGCCACAGAAAGAGAAGAAGAAGGAGGGGACAACGCCCUCUUAGGAGACCAAACUUGAGCACAGUCCUUUGCAUUGGGUGGGCGGAGUUUGAAUCAUCUUACUCUACUAAGAGUAUUUUACAACAUGCGACCUUGCCUCCUCCACUUGUGCUUGUCUCCUCGUACCAGGAAGUAAUAUGUCAUGAUGACAUCACUGACCACAGCAUUAUAUUUCAAUAUCUUGCAAAAGCUCAAUUAUAAAGCCUUCUUCUGAUUUGCAAUUGGGAUGGUGAAUGAAAAACAGUCCCUCAAAAGCUGUUGUGGCUAGGCUGACAGCUGGGAAACUUAAUCAUUUUCUCUACGGAGGAGGGGCCAGGAGGUGGGGCGAGGAGACAAGCACAAGUGGAGGAGGCAAGGUCGCAUAUUGUAACGCACUCUAAGAAAAUCUUUGACGCGGCCCCAAGCACUGAAUGCUGAGACCCCGGGGCCACGCAGCUGGAGUCGAAUCCCCAUAUCACUGCUCAUGCACUCCACAAACAACCAGACCCUCCAGCAUCUUGGGAUGUUGUGAUUUGCAACUUCACCGCAACUUCAGCAAGCCCCCGGAGAAUUCCUGUGUAGUCAGUGCCGUGUUGCGAUUUUAACCAGUGACCGAAACUUUCCCGAAAAUGAACUACCUUUUUCUCAAUUGCACCAUGGAGAGAUUAGAGCUGUAUGCUUUCUUUCUCUGCUUCGCCGGUGACAAAGGCAAGACAAGGGGCUUAUUUUUGGGAAAGUUGCCGCGUGGGUGAAAAUGGCAACACUAUGAAGAACACACAUGAAGUUUUGUUGAAUUUGCGGUUGUGUUGAAGUUGCAAAAAGUCACAAAAAAUUCUGCGACUGAAUGCCUAAUCCCUUUUUGGGAAAAGGUGCCCUCAGUCUCUAAAAACCUUAAUAUCUCAGCCUCCAAAGCACAUAAAAAAUGAAAUGAAAUGAGUUGCAUUUAAAAGGUAGGACCUUCAUCCUUCAUUAGAAUGUGUUCAUUCAUCUCUAACAUCUCAAAUCUCAAGAGUCUGAAUGCACUCAUCCAUGCAGCUCCAGGCACCUGGGUUAAUGCUGCUCAUUAUAGGCAGUGUCAGGCUUAAAUGGGUUAAUUCUGGAGGGACUGAACAAACUGCUCCACAUCAAACCAUGGGUGGGUUCUCAACAGAGGCAGACCAACUGGAUUGAGAAAGUGAGAGUCACUGCCAUGUACCGUAUUUCAGUGCUAUUCAACUUCAAGAGGGCCAAACGGUAAAAUCACUGGGGAUUUUCGGAGGCCGGACAACGUAAAACAACACAAAAAUAAUCCAUUGAACUACAUUAAUUUUUUCGUCUUUAUUACCUUUAUUCCAUUCGCCUGUGCCCUCAACAGAUUAUUUCACUGAUUUGCUGAUCUUACUUGGAGCAAGUAUGUGGCAGGACUUAAACGUUCUGAACCCAGACUGUCCAUUUCUGAAACCUCUAGCCACCGUCCAGUCGGUGGUCAACACACCCUGUCAUCCGAGCCAAUCAUAUCUUUUAAAUGCGGGUCCAGCAGCCAAUCAUAUCUUGAAGCUGGCCCUGCAUCUCCAAGCUGAGCCAUCACUUAGUCACCUAUCUACCUGCCCGUCCGUCCACCCUUACCCAUCCACAUGCAUCCUUCCAUUUAUCCAUUCGUCCAUCCAUCUCUGUCACUAUUGCACUUAUCCGUACCAAAAUGAAAUGACAAAACAAAACAAACAAAAAAAAGAAAAUAUGUAUGCGUACAAAAAUCUGCAUAUCAGUGUUAUGUUGUUGUAAUGUUUUUUGAAAUGAUGGACUUUGUGUUCUUGCACAAUCGACAACACACAUUAUGACCUCUCUGGACGUACAGUAGCUUAGCGAUCCGCUCAGGGCUGCGUUUCUCGACAACAUCAUUGCUAACUUAUUUAGCAUCGUACUUGGUUGGUACGUGAUUUCCAUCGGCAACCUACUAAGUUGCUAAUAGGUUUAGCAGCGAUGCUUUCAGAUCACGGGGCCCUGUUCCACCCCGCAAUGUGUUGUGUGCUGGCUUUUAUCGUGAAUGGUUGAAGUGGAAUUUGCAUGGGGCUAUGAAUGACUUUUGACUGGAAUAUGGUACUUAUUAUUAUAGUUAUAUACGUAUGAUUUUUUGAAAAUUGAACAUUUUAAACAAUCGCAGUUGUGUUUUAGAAGUUGCUAAUUGUUGUGCUAUUACAAGCCACAGAAGUCAUUUCACACCGCCAUGGGAAGGCACAUCAGCUAAAAUGAGAUUUCGAAAAUAUCGACUGUGUCAUGCCAUGCAGUGUUCAUUUGCUGCUGCCUGUAUGCAUGCUGUUUGUUUUCUAUGGUGGUCUUUCAAAGAAAAUGUCAUGUUGACCACAAUCUUUCAAUCUCCAUGUUGUGGCAGCAGAAACAAGCAAGCUACUCAGACUCUGUACAGGCCGUAUCUCAAAGUCAAGGAUCCUGGCCCUGCUAGGACCUGAAACGCCCAGUGAUUGGAUACUCUUAAGUGAACUCCGCGGAGUAUCCAAUCACUGGGCUUUUUCACGCCCUAGCAAGGCCAGGAUCCUUAACAUAGAGAAACAGCCAUUAUCUUCCCUUGAUUGUGCAUGCAAAUUCCAACUGAGCCCCUAGAAACAAGAUGGAGCCCAAAAAAGAGACCUCGUGGGGUUUCCUUUCAGGGAGUCUGUGCAAAUGUGAAGACAAACGUGCCACGCACUCCCUCACUCUCAGAAGACAUCAAAGUGCUCUUGCUUUGAGGCCCAGGCAGCCUGAUCAGUGUUGCCAGAUGUGUCUGAUCAAAUCCCUCCCAAAAGGUGCUCAAAAGCCACCAAGAUGCGCUAAAUUCCGCCCAAUUUCAUCAAAUUUCAUUGAUUUCUAUAGGCAUAAAACUGCAGAAAAAAAGGCCAAAUGGCCGAUUUUUCCCAUUUUUACCCGCAGACGGCCAUCCCAAACAGCUCAAUUGGGCGGGUAACUGUCCAAUCUGGCAACACGGAGCCUGAUAACAAGAUCUCUCAUGAACUGAAUUCCGCAGAAAUGUUCUCUCCACUCUACCGCUGUUCUCGUGAUCUAUCUCUUCCUUUGUACCUUCUCCUAGUUUUUUUUUUUUUUUUUUUACAAAAACAAGUAGCUUAAAGACAGAAGAAGAACCAGCAGAGGAAAGCAGUGUAACAGUAUUUAGACUCCUGGAAUGUGUUGUUAUGCCCUUUGUACCAGUAUUAUGUGUUUUUGCCGUCGUCUCGGGAGUUUGUAUUUAGUCCUUUCUGUGUGUUAUUUAUUGUCGCUUUCGCUUUCAUAGGUUGCUUCCGACCCCCACCCCGUGCCCUUUGCAGCCCUUUAGCCCAGGGAUGGGCAACUGGAGGCCCGGGGGCCACAUGCGGCCAGCCUGCUCACUCAGGGUGGCCCCUAGAUAAAACAUAAUUAAAGAAAUAAGUAUAUAAUGACCAGAUUUUUCAAAACAUUUUUCCAUCGUAAUUCUAUUGUUGGCCGAUAGAGAAAACUCCCAUUACUUCCAAACAAAUAUUGGCAGUCAGAGAGCAACCGACUGCACAUCGAGCUCUGUGAGUUGCAGUCCGAUCCCUGGUCAUGUGGCCCUCCGAUGGUGGCGAUGACAAAAUGUGGCCCUCCUUGUCAUGAAAGUUGCCCAUCCCCGCCUUAGCCUGUAGCUUUAGUUCCCUUGCCAAGGCAGUCGUCCAGGUGCAGUGUAGUGCCGUACCGCUAAUGCUAGGUAACGCCGUAGUGCAGUGCCGUGUGAAGCUGCUUGCUAGCUAGAUUAGGCCAUCUCGAUCUGUUCUCCAAACCUCAGGCAUCUGCUUAUGAGGUUGCACAUCAGGGGCCUAUACUAAGAAGCUGGUUCAGUAGUAAAUACAGGCUUAGUUAUCCUACAGGAAGUGGUAAACCUGCUGAUAGAUGUACCUGCAAGCAUCAUUUAGUCA